Messenger RNA from Aspergillus glaucus CBS 516.65, 543 nucleotides. RefSeq lists its product as uncharacterized. The transcript has 4 exons. The record is from RefSeq and is a predicted model, not a curated record. NCBI's taxonomy places the organism in Eukaryota, Fungi, Ascomycota, Eurotiomycetes, Eurotiales, Aspergillaceae. The coding region runs from base 1 to 543 and encodes 180 amino acids. Gene Ontology annotation, molecular function: acetyltransferase activity.
AUGUCUACGGAAAAAGAGAAGAUGCUCCGAGGCGAGCUCUAUCAUGCAUUUAUACCUGAUCUAAUUGCGGCUCGUUUUCGUUGCAAGCAAGCCUGCAACCGGUUCAACAGUAUCGUCCAAGACACGACUCCUCUGCCUCCUCCGCAUGAGGAUUCCGCUGAAGAUGAAGCCCUUCUCGAGGAUGAACCUUGGAUUGAAGGACCCAUCAAAAUCGACUACGGAUUUAACGUGAAACUAGGUGCGAACAUCUAUAUCAACGCCAUUGCAUUAUCGCCGAUACCUGCUUGCUUGUUCAGUGCAACUCACCCGUUGGACCCGGCUGUGCGCAAUGGAACUAAGGGUCCUGAAGCAGGUAAAGAGAUCCACAUCAGCGAGGAUUGCUGGUUAAGAGGGAAUGGGGUUGUCUUGUCCGGUGUUAAUAUUGGGAAGGGCGCAACGAUUGGUGCUGGGAGUGUGGUGACCAAGGGUGUACCUGCAUUUCACGUAGCUGUUGGGAAUCCAGCGAGGGUUAUUCGCAAGAUUGAGACGUCCAUGACGGAGUAG